Molecule: messenger RNA, 2596 nt
Organism: Xyrauchen texanus (razorback sucker)
Lineage: Eukaryota; Metazoa; Chordata; Actinopteri; Cypriniformes; Catostomidae
Product: protocadherin-15-like
Exons: 12
Coding region: 255-1469 (404 amino acids)
Biological process (GO): cell morphogenesis; cell-cell junction assembly; multicellular organism development
Cellular component (GO): catenin complex; membrane; adherens junction
Molecular function (GO): cadherin binding; calcium ion binding
Source: RefSeq, a predicted model, not a curated record
GUCUGCUACCCAGUAUUCUGUGUGACACAGGUUUCAGGGCAUCACACUGGCGAGACAUGUUGUGUACAACAGGAACAUCCACCACAGAAAAUGACAUGGGGAUCCCAUGAGCUGAAAAACAAAGGAUAACCACCAUUGAGGAACGUUCGGACGAGGAGAUCGCAGCCCAAGGGGAAUAUUAGCCAUGUUGAUGCCAUGGAGACUGUUUCUCUGCCAGAUGGCUCUAAACAUAUUCUAUCACACUGCAAAAGUUGAUGGCUGUAAAUUCAGUGGUGUUCACAGUGAAAGCCAAAGAUGCUGAUGGAGACACGAUCACUUAUUUGACUGAUAAAUCCUCACCUGAUGCCAGCUAUUUCAGAAUAGAUCUGCCCAACAGUGGGAUGGUGAUCCUGGACAAACCGUUAGACUUUGAGACCAAAACACAGCUGCUGGUGGUCAUAUAUGCUGUGGAAAUGAACACAAAAGAAAAGUACAGCACAACAGCUAAAGUCACAGUAAAUGUUUUAGAUGGUGAUGACCAGUACCCACAGUUUCUGCCCUGCUCUCCUGUUUAUGAAGACAGUGAUCAUGCCAUCUGCACCAACCCUGUCUACACCGUCAACAUCACAGAGACAGAUGAGGACACUGUGCUAUAUUUCUCUCCGGGUCCCAUUCAUGCUGAGGAUGGAGACAAAGACAUCCAGACUCCUCUGGUCUACAGCAUAUUGUCUGGUGAUGACAAUGGCAGAUUUACACUUGACCAUGAAACUGGAGAGAUCACUCUGCUUCAACGUGUGGAAAACAGACUCUUAACCCCUUCAUUCAGGCUGCGCAUAAUGGCUGCGCAACUGAAUGACCCCAAGAAAUAUUCUGUGGCAACAGCCCUAGUACAUGUGAUAUCUGAAAACCGAUUCGCUCCUUACUUCAACAAGACCGUCUACAAAGGGUUCCUCAUUGAGAACGUCAGCCCUGCUACACUGGUCUCUACCUACGGGAACCAAGUCCUUGUCGUACAGGCCAUUGACAGAGACUUCAAAGAUGAAAUAAACCCAAAAGUCCACUACACACUGCACCCGAUGAUGGGCACCAAUAAACUAUAUCACAUCACCCAGGAUGGAAUUGUGAUUGCAAAGACUGACCGCCUUAGAGCCUUUGAUCGACACAUCUUGGAGGUGAUUGCAACAGAUGAAGAGUCGGGCGAGACUGCCCGUGCUUCAGUAGACAUAGAAGUUCUACAGAGGGGGCAACCAGUUCCCAGAAGUCCGUUUGAAGAGGAACGGUUGUUUGGAGACAUGAAUGCGGGUAUGGCUGGUGUCAUCGCUGCUCUUGUUCUUAUUGUGGCCAUGACAGCACUUUUUCUCCUCCUCUGGCUGGCAAAGAUAAGGAGAGAGAGACGGGAUCCAGCAGACAGGGGCUCUGUAGCCCUGGGAAAGCACCCUAAUGUGGAAGAAUCAUCACCCAUCUCUCAUCGCCACAUUCAAUGGGAAUGAGAUGAGCUGUAUUUAUAGACAUAGAUCUCAAAAGUCAUCGGCAGGCAUCUGUGCCAAGACAUGUAGAGCAAAAUAAAAGACUCUUUAAAAAACAUGGAGCUGAAAAACAAAAUGUUCUACAUAAUUUGCUAAUACGACUCUUGGAAGGCAGCAGUUUUUGUAACACUUUGGAUUACUCUGAGAAUGUUUGGAUUUUGUAUGUGAGAGAUACAGUGAGCUCUGAUAAUGGCAGCUUCAAAAAGAGUAAUAAAUAAGAGUAAAAAUAAAUGCUUUUCACAAUUUGAAGUGAUCAGUAAUUCAACUGAUUAAAAUCUCAGUUCUCCUACAAAUUAAUGCACUGGAACUUCUUAUAUUCUUUUUAUGUACCAACAGUACAAUUCCACAUCAAACCACAUUAUAAAUCAGAUUUCACUCUUUCAUAUACUGGUUGUUUUUGGCAAGAUCUACAAGAUGCAGUUGUAGAGACUUUGGCAAGUAGACUGACUCUGGAAAGAUGUCACAAGGGUUAUACAGUAUCUUAGUAAUAAUAUGGUUUUGACUCAAAAUUCCAUUUGCUCAUAUAUUAUUGUUUUCUCAAGCAGUGUUUUUGUUUGUUGGUUUCAAAUACCUAGUUUAAACUUGUCUUAAAUUAGUGUAAUUUCUGUGUAUUCCAUGCUCCAUUAUUAAAAUUCCAAUUGGCUAUUCUUUGCUAUACAAUAACUGUUAGGGUAAACAGGUUAAAAUGAUAAAACCACUCUGGCAUAUAUUCAGGUAAGGGUCAGUUUUAAAGUGAAGGUAGAUUAUAGCCCAAAGGUUGAACUGUUCGCAGGACAAGGCUUUUUUUUUUUUAAUUAAUGCUGAGUCUGGAUUUUUAUUGGUGUGUUUUAUAUAUUGUAAUUCAUAUUAUUAUUAUUAUUAUUAUUUGAUAAUUUACCAUUGCCAUUUUUGUUGGCUCAAACAAUGAUUUGAUUUUUGUUUUUCGAAUGUUACUUUUUAAAUUGUGUGCUGUUUCAUGAAUUAUUCUGUUUCAUCAUUAUUUUACCAUUUAAACUUGGCUGAAAACCAUUAGUAUAUAAUUUGGUCUGACAACUUUUGUAUUCCAAGGAAUAAAGAAAGUCAUGCAGGAACUUUAGUUUUUCUGCGGGACA